AUGUUUCCGUUUUCUCUCCUUAUCUCGCUCUGGAGAUCGAUACUGUCGUUAAUUGGCGCCGGAGAGUCUGGUUCCUCUGCGAGAGACAAUGGCCGGAACGUCAAAUGGCUGGAUGGUCUACGUGGAAUCGCAUCGUUUCUGGUAAUCCUCACUCACUUGGCGCGAGCAUGGGAUUAUAAUCUCUUCAGCGCCGGGCCCGCCGAAGGAACACCUCGAAUACUGCAGCGGCCCGUCCUUCGAAUCCCAUGGCAGGGCCGUAUCGGCGUUACAAUAUUCGCCUUUUUGACCGGUUAUGUCUGCGCGCUGAAACCAUUGAGGCUGUCAGGUUCUGGAAACUAUAAUGCUUCAUUCACUUCUAUCGCAAAAAGCGCAUUUCGUCGUCCUCCACGAUUGAUUCUUCCCGCCACAAUCGCACUGGCAUGUGCUUGGACGGUCGCGCAAUUCGGCGCCUUCAAGGUGGCCACAAGAUCUGACGUGGAAUGGUUCAGGGCAGCGAGCGUCAAAGUCGACCCUUCAUGGCUCAAGGAAAUCAGCCGACUAUUCUUCACCAUCCUGUCAACAUGGACCAAUGGGCGAAACGACUACGACGACCACCAGUGGGCGUUACUACCGUUACUAAAGGCGUCAAUGCUGGUCUACGUCCUCCUUGUAGCGACGAUGUACGUCAAGUACCCAUAUCGAUUGGCAGUUUACUCUGGAAUGAUUCUGUACUUCCACCAAAACAAUGCUGCCAAUACAGAAACAUUUGGGCAACAAGCAUGUUAUGGCAUGUUGCUCUCUGACAUCGCAAGUAACCACCCAGAACAGUCCUAUCUCUCCUCGCGUCGCUGGCUUCGUCGCGCCCUUUGCGCCACCGCGAUAUUCUUCGGAUUAUGGGCUGCCUCUUACCCCGAACACGACCCCGAACGAUGUGGCUGGUCCAAUAUCCUCCUCGAAGGUUCAAAAUACAUGUUCCCGCCGGGCGUAAAUCUCGGUAAACGAUUUACCGCCCUCGGCGUCGACCUCAUCAUACUUGGAAUAUUCCUCUCUCCCACCAUCAAAAACAUCCUUUCAAACCGCUUCUUCCUUUGGUUCGGUCGAAAUAGUUUUGCCGUCUACCUUACCCAUGGUACCCUGUUGAAGACCGUACUUACCUGGAUGGUAUACGGUAACAUCACGGGAGAACCAUGGGUUGUCACGAAGAACGACAAGGGAGAAGACGUAUUCCCAUAUUUCCCUCGUGGGUCACUCGGGCUUGAAAGUCUUGCGUUUGAGUCUGAUAGCGAGAAGACGCAACUCCCAAGAUAA
Molecule: messenger RNA, 1287 nt
Organism: Arthroderma uncinatum
Lineage: Eukaryota; Fungi; Ascomycota; Eurotiomycetes; Onygenales; Arthrodermataceae
Exons: 4
Coding region: 1-1287 (428 amino acids)
Biological process (GO): polysaccharide biosynthetic process
Cellular component (GO): membrane
Molecular function (GO): acyltransferase activity, transferring groups other than amino-acyl groups
Source: RefSeq, a predicted model, not a curated record